AUGGAUUCUGCUUCAAGCUUUCAGACGACAAACGAAACACAGAGGAUCUAUUCCUUGUAUAAUAACAGCGAUUUACGGCCGCAUCUGUCGCCAGAAAGCGAUGAAACAGAUGAAUACUUGUUGUCGGGUCAUGUGGACCGGUACGGAAACGUGGAAACAGACAGUCUGCCCCUUAAACAACUUCAACUAAAACCAGGCAAAAAGAAGUUCUUACGGCUUGAUAAGGCUGCAAAACAUCUGACACAACGAGUCUUCUAUGCACAGGAUAUUGCCAGAUUUAACGACUGUGACAUAUUCACUCCUCACCUUUCGUCCAUCAACAUUGCCAAAGCUGAGGAUAAGGAAAACAAUCGAGCAAAAAAAUGGAUCGACAUGUGCCAAGUCCGGAUGGAAUCCGGUAACCAAGUGUUUGAAUUCUGUUUAAAUAAAAAACUUAUUCGUCGUACAUUCAAAGGUGUACCCGAUUGCUGGCGCUCCACCGCUUGGUCAUCAUUCCUCGGCAUUAACACAGAAAAGAAAGCUCUCACCGAGCAGUACCACAGACUUUGCGAAAUGGAGUGUGCUUACGACAUUCAGAUUGAUUUGGAUGUUCCUCGGACAGCGGCGUCGCAUAUAUUAUUCAGAAGACGUUAUUUCGGUGGACAACGGUCAUUGUUUCGUGUCCUGCAUGCAUUUGCGCUUUUCAUGCCAAGUAUUGGGUAUGUACAGGGUAUGGCAUCGAUCACUGUUGUUCUUUUGAGUUAUUUGCCAGAGGACUCUGCGUUUUUGGCCCUUGUAGCCAUUAUGGAGAAACAUGGCAUGCAGAAACUGUACACACUCGGAUUCACCAACCUGUUGACGGCAUUCGACACCUUAAAAAAUGAGCUGGAAUACUUGCCAACAGGCAGCAAAUUGUCUGAUUUAGGCAUAGAACCUUCGGCCUUUGUAACGAGAUGGUACCUAACCAUCUUCCAUCAAUGUGUACCUUUCCAUACACAACUUCGUAUAUGGGACGUACUUUUGUUAAUGGGAAGUGAUGCUGAUAAAACAAUCCGGCUACUGCAAGCAGUGGCUUUGGCACUUCUCCGUGGUUUGGAAGAAGUGAUAAUGGAUACUGAUUUUGAAGGAGCCAUGCAGGCUCUGUCAGGAACAAUUCCUGUUCAAAAUGACAAUGCUCUCAUGGCUCAUGUUAAACAGUAUUGGCAUGAGAUGCCGUCUGAAGCGUUUGAACGGCGUACUAGAGAAGCGUGUGGCAUGGUUCAUUGA
Molecule: messenger RNA, 1245 nt
Organism: Schizosaccharomyces japonicus yFS275
Lineage: Eukaryota; Fungi; Ascomycota; Schizosaccharomycetes; Schizosaccharomycetales; Schizosaccharomycetaceae
Product: GTPase activating protein
Exons: 2
Coding region: 1-1245 (414 amino acids)
Source: RefSeq, a predicted model, not a curated record